AUGCCUCUAUUCAGGAGCUCUCCUGACCCCCCGAUGCAAAAUUCUCAACACAUUACCAUCUAUCUUGCGAUUGUCGUUCUCAUUCUGACUUACGUAUUACUUUCCCGGGGAUUGGGGCCGGCCAGAAAACCACCAGUAUCGGUGAAUUACCAUUUCACCCGACAAUGCAACAAGUCCUGUGGGUUUUGCUUCCAUACUGCUACUACAUCAUUCAAGCUGUCAACAGAAAAGGCCAAAAGCGGCCUUUCCCGCCUCAAAGAUGCCGGGAUGCGAAAAAUCAACUUUGCAGGAGGAGAGCCUUUCAUGUAUCCCAAAUUCCUUGGGCCUAUGGUUCAAUUUUGCAAGGAAGAGCUACGUCUGGAGUCAGUCUCCAUAGUUACUAAUGGCAGCCUGGUGAAACGGGACUUUCUCAAACAGUAUGGGCAUUUCAUCGACAUUCUCGCCGUUUCAUAUGACUCCUUCAACGAGCAAACUAACAUCGACAUUGGCCGCGGGAAGGGAGACCAAGUGCCGCAGCUGUUUCGCAUUGCAGAGUGGUGCCAGGAAUACGGCAUCAAGUUCAAACUGAACACCGUUGUAUGCAACCUCAACCAUCUAGAAGAUAUGAAUGCAACCAUCGAACGGUUACGGCCCUUCAGAUGGAAAUGCUUUCAGGUUCUCCUAGUCCGGGGAGAAAAUGAUUCUGACCAAACAUUGAGAGACGUGCGGAAAUUUCAAAUCACAGAUGAACAGUACCAAGCAUUUUGUCGUAGGCAUGAACACCAGCCAUCAUUUGUUGCGGAACCAAACAACCUUAUGGCUAAGUCUUAUUUGAUUUUGGAUGAAUAUAUGCGGUUCCUUGAUAGGGACGGCCGAAAACCAUCGUCAUCCAUUCUUGAUGUUGAUGUGUUCACUGCUUUGAGCCAAGUAUUCUGGGAUGAGGAGAGCUUCAAAAAGCGUGGUGGAAUUUACGACUGGAGCAGAGAAACUACUACUCAAUCGGCUUGUGGGUCUGGAAACAAUAAGGAUCUAGCAUGGUAA
Messenger RNA from Microsporum canis CBS 113480, 1020 nucleotides. Its product is annotated as IFN-inducible and antiviral protein. Bases 1 to 1020 code for a protein of 339 amino acids. The transcript has a single exon. The record is from RefSeq and is a predicted model, not a curated record. Lineage: Eukaryota; Fungi; Ascomycota; Eurotiomycetes; Onygenales; Arthrodermataceae. Gene Ontology annotation, molecular function: catalytic activity; 4 iron, 4 sulfur cluster binding.